AUGGAUGAAAACACAGUAGGUUUUACAUCAAUUUCACCCGAAGGGAGAUUCUUAAUUGGUACCACAAGAGAUGAAAAAAAUGGUCCUUAUAUAUAUUCCAGUGGUUUUGUUGGCACAUUAAGUUGUUUAAAUAUCUGGUCUGUUGAACUAUCAUUCACAAGUAUCUAUUCGAUGUCCAGUGGCGCUAUGAACAUCAAUGGAGAUUGUCUGGCAUGGAGAUAUGUUCUUGGAAUGAUUGUUGGUAAUCUCACCAUAGUUCCAAAUACUAUUAUAUAUUAUCCAGGUAAGAAAGCGCUGUGACAAUUAGCCUACGAGAAGCGUUUAUUUGGGGUUGGGGCUGGAAUAAUAAACGCCUUCGUACAUAGCUUGUCAUGAUAAUACCGACCAUGAUUGUCUGAUUUGUGUUCACGUUAGAUAAAUUAAAUGCAAUGUAUCCCGCCGGGCAACAAAUGAAAAAUUGUUGCCUGCUCCGACCAGCUACGUACAUAAAUAAACAAAAUGGCGGCUGAAUCGCAAGUUUAUAAACUAUGAUUUUCCAAGUGUGUUUAAAAUAAAGAAUGUAAAGGAAAGAAAAAUACACAACAGGCAACAAGAUAUGCUGCAUGCUGAAACAGUUUAAGUUCAGUUUUUUUUUUAAUUUUAAACUCGUUUGCACAAUACUUUAUUGAGUUUUUGUCAUGAAAUAAUUGUUGUUUAAAUGUACUUGUUGAUUUUUCUUUUGUGGCUAUAUAACAAAACACUUUUAAAAUGUCUGUUCCCUCGGGAAAUAGUUAGUUUUGUUUCCCCUCAAAUCUCAAAGAAAAAAAAAAAUAUCAUUGCAUUGCAAGCGAUGUUACACACUGGAUCAUAAAAACACUUGCUAUACGAAAUUCAAGAUCACGUAUGAUAUUUUCAAUGUGCUGAUGGUUAGCCGGCACCAAAAUCAGCCAAAAUUGUGUCCGCGAUUUUUUAUGAACACGCGUUGGCCGCCAUUUUGGCAGUAAGUGUAAUUCACACAUUUUGGCAGUAAGCGCCAUUUUGGCAGUAAGUGACGUCACACGCGCGAAAAUCGCGGACACGAAAAUCAUAGGGAAAGAUACACAGUGAGACAUCUGGUAUGAUCUAUAAUCUAUGUCAGUGCUAAUAAUAUGUGACUUGUUUAAUUCACACGCUCUUUUUAUAUACAAAAGUGUCGUGAUCUGUUGGCUCGCGUCAUUUGAAAUUUAAUUAAACGGCACAUGAAUUACGUCAUUUCAAAAAUUAAUUAAAUUUCAAAUGACGCGAGCCAACAGAUCACGACACUUUUGUAUAUAAAAAGAGCGUGUGAAUUAAACAAGUCACAUAUUAUCAUAGGCUGCCCAAAAAUGCGUGUUGAAAUUUUUACCCUCGCGCGUGGCGCUCGGGCAUGCAUCGAGUCUACUCAGUUUAUUAUUAUGAUAAUAAUAAUAAACUGAGUAGACUCGAUGCAUGCCCGAGCGCCACGCGCGAGGGUAAAAAUUACAACACGCACUUUUGGGCAGCCUAUGAUAUUAUUAGCACUGAUAAAGAUCCGGGCUUACGGAUCGAAAGCUUUCGGCAGUAAUAAAUUUACGUGGUGUUUCCACAAACAAAACCAUUAUAAAAUAAAUGUAUUUUGCAAUACUUUUUUCGUGGCAAUUUGAUAAACAAGAACGGCAGAGAAAUAUCGCGGAAUUUAAAUUGUCUCGAAGAAAAUUCACGGAAUUUUCAUUUUGAGUCAUUCCGCACGGCUUUUUACAUUUACCAGUGCAUAUCUCUUUUAGGUUACAGCUUACUAGAACAAAGAUCAAAGUGGUGUAGCGAUCACAUGACGUCUUUAUCAUGUCCAACCGUGUAUGCUCGACUUGGAAUAGGAAACGAUCAGCGUAAAAUGUUGUGGAGAUGCUACUGUUCUGAAGCUUUAGUGCCAUCAAAAUAUUGUUACUCAAUUUUAAGUAAUAGUACAGCUUAUGAGACUAAACACAAUGAACUUGUGGCCAUUAAUUGA
Molecule: messenger RNA, 1984 nt
Organism: Paramuricea clavata
Lineage: Eukaryota; Metazoa; Cnidaria; Anthozoa; Malacalcyonacea; Plexauridae
Source: the annotation of a GenBank genome assembly